UUGAUAGCCAACUGCUUCAAUGCGUGUCUCAGUCGUACAAGCCUAUUGGCUGAAAAGUCUUGCAGCUUGGGGGCCCUCCAAGGCGGAGACAAGACAGCGGAAUCUCUGGGCAAGUCUCAUGCACUUGGCGGAGCCUCACCAUCAGCAAGAACAUGGUGGUAACACCGCGCCCCAGUGGCCGAAAUUCAUAUAUGUGCCAUCCCAGCCGUCGCCAGACACUCGGCGCCUACCUUGCCAUAUCUUGUCUUCUGGGCGACUCUGGUCACCCCAAGCUCGGCAUCAAGCCGACGCCCUGCACUGCCAUGUGCUACAUGUACUCUGAUCAUAUAAGACUAGCCAUGGUCCCAGGAACCAGGGUUCUGUCAAACACAUCUUUGCAACUGCACACUCAAGAUGGCGUCUCCAGUCACAGCCAAGUAUGAUUGGAUUCUUGCAAUCACCACCAUUGCCUUUGUGUUCUCCGCCUUCGGAAAUGGCGCCAACGAUGUCGCCAACGCAUAUGCCACUUCGGUCGCCGCCCGUACCUUGACUAUGGUUCAGGUUGGACCCCUUGCGGUGGUAACGGAAUUCAUCGGCGCUGUUGCACUCGGAGCCCGUGUGACCUCAACCAUCAAGAACGGCAUCAUCUCCAUCUCCCGCUUCGAGGGCAAUCCAGGUGCGCUCAUGUUGGCCAUGGGCUGUGCUGAGGUCGGCAGUGCCUUUUGGCUCAUGCUAGCUACACAUCUAGGAAUGCCAGUGUCCACUACCCAAACGGUAGUAGGCGCUCUCAUUGGAGUCGGAUUCGCUAGCCAGGCUUCUGUCAAAUGGGCGUGGGAGUCUGGCUCAGUAUCACAGGUUGCUGCUUCUUGGGCUAUCGCCCCUCUGAUUGCUGGUGCCUUCUCAGCCAUCAUCUUCGGCACCGUCAAGUACUCGGUUCUCGAACGCAAAGACCCUUUCAAGCACGCCAUGCGCCUCAUCCCUGUCUAUUUCGCCAUGACAGGAGCUAUCUUAGCUCUCUUUAUUGUCGUUGAAGCGCCCACUGCACCCUCCCUCGAAGAAUUCGGAGCUGGCAAGGCUGCUGGCAUCAUCUUGGGAGUCUUCUUUGGAUGCUUGGCGAUCUGCUAUAUUUUCUUCAUCCCAUUCUUCAAGCGCAAGCUCAUCAUGAAAGACCCCCGUGUUCGGAUCUGGCACGUCGUCUUGGGCCCCUUGCUUCUCAAAGAGGGCACUACUCUGUUCUGGCCAGGCAAAGGCAACGAAUACGUCACCGAUUACUACGAGGACGCCUACGGCGAAGUGCAUGCUGGAACCAACACAAAGCAUGCCAUCGCCAGUCCCGCCAACGACGACGACAUCAAGAAAGUAGAUGCUGCAUCGCCAUCCGGUUCGACCAAGGACGGUGGCGUCCUUCCCAGCGACCCCGAAAAGACACGCGUUGAAGAAAGCACCAGUGCGCCGGCCCGAAAACUGAAGACUCCGGAGCCCUACGAACGCUGGAUCGUCCCUGUCAAGCAUCUCUCAUGGGUUAACCCUCAGAAAUGGUGGGCAUACACCAAGUUCGUUUUCCUCAGAGGUGUGACCUGCGACGUCAUCACCCACGACAAUGAUCUCUUGCGCGCCAUUCACUCCAAAGCCAUCCGCUACGAUGUUCGCGUCGAACAUUUGUGGACGUACUGUCAGGUUGUAUCAGCUAUGAUGAUGUCCAUCGCUCACGGCUCCAAUGAUGUGGCCAACGCUGUCGGACCGUGGGCUGCUGUCUAUCAGACAUACUUAGCUGGAGAGGUUGCUACACGCUCGCCUACCCCCGUUUGGUUCUUGGUCGUAGCUGGUCUUCUGCUUGGUCUCGGUUUCUGGUUCUACGGAUACCACAUCGUUCGUGCCCUUGGUAACAAGAUCACUCAGAUGUCGCCCACUCGCGGUUUCUCUGUCGAACUAGGCGCUGCUGUUACCGUCUUGCUAGCUUCCCGACUUGGUCUUCCAGUGUCAACCACACAAUGUCUGACUGGUUCAGCGGUCGGUGUGGCUUUGAUGAACUACGAUCUUGGUGCCGUCAACUGGCGCCAACUCGCUUUCAUCUUCUCAGGAUGGGUCAUGACCCUACCCGCCGCCGGUCUUGUCUCUGGCCUUUUGUGCGUCAUGGCACUCAACGCACCUAGCUUCUGAUCGGAUCCAUGAUGAGGCGACUCCUGAAGUUUUUUCCGUUUCGUGUUUUCUCGAGAGCACAUCUUUGUAAUAUAAAUUGCAAAGGCGCAGGCAAAUUUCCGCCGACUAAGGGUAUUAGUUAGUUCAAUCAUUAAUAUUUGUUUCUCGCAUUAUG
Molecule: messenger RNA, 2293 nt
Organism: Alternaria rosae
Lineage: Eukaryota; Fungi; Ascomycota; Dothideomycetes; Pleosporales; Pleosporaceae
Product: phosphate-repressible phosphate permease
Exons: 4
Coding region: 394-2139 (581 amino acids)
Biological process (GO): phosphate ion transmembrane transport
Cellular component (GO): membrane
Source: RefSeq, a predicted model, not a curated record